Molecule: messenger RNA, 2290 nt
Organism: Lates calcarifer (barramundi perch)
Lineage: Eukaryota; Metazoa; Chordata; Actinopteri; Centropomidae
Gene: luc7l3
Product: LUC7-like 3 pre-mRNA splicing factor
Exons: 11
Coding region: 159-1604 (481 amino acids)
Biological process (GO): mRNA splice site recognition
Cellular component (GO): U1 snRNP; U2-type prespliceosome
Molecular function (GO): mRNA binding
Source: RefSeq, a predicted model, not a curated record
GCUGCUGGACUGGUGCUAGCUGUACCGUGAACGGGCGUUGUUGUUACAUCGUCUGCCAUUUUGAUCAGAAGUACUUGAGCGCGCAAUAUACUGGUGUGAACUGGCUCCUCGGGAGAUAUCGCUGUACUUUAAAUCAAGGCUACAUUGUUUUAGCCAAAAUGCUUUCUGCAGCCCAGUUACUCGAUGAGUUAAUGGGCCGAGAUAGAAACUUGGCCCCUGACGAGAAGCGAUCAAACGUGCGAUGGGACGACGAGAGCGUUUGUCGAUACUAUCUGUGUGGCUUCUGCCCAGCUGAGCUAUUCACAAACACCCGCUCUGACUUGGGACCUUGUGAGAAAAUCCAUGAUGAGAAUCUCAGAAAAAUGUAUGAGAAGAGCUCUCGGUUCAUGAAGGAGGGCUAUGAGCGAGACUUCCUGCGCUAUCUGCAGUCGCUCUUGGCUGAGGUGGAGCGGCGGAUUCGUAGAGGGCAUGCCCGGCUUGCGCUUUCCCAGGCGCAGCAGAAUGCAGGGGGUCCUGGUCCUUCAGGAAAGAAUGAGGAGAAGAUUCAGGUUCUAACAGAGAAGAUUGAAGACUUAGUUGUUCAGAUUGAGGAGCUGGGGUCGGAGGGCCGAGUGGAGGAGGCCCAGGGAAUGAUGAAGCUGGUGGAGCAGCUGAAGGAGGAGAGGGAGCUGCUCAGCUCCACCCCCUCGACCAUUGAGAGCUUUGCAGCCCAGGAGAAACAGAUGGAGGUGUGUGAGGUGUGUGGGGCCUUCCUCAUCGUAGGUGACGCACAGUCCCGAGUGGACGACCACUUGAUGGGCAAGCAGCACAUGGGCUACGCCAAGAUCAAAUCCACGGUGGAGGAGCUCAAGGAGAAACUACGUCGCCGCUCAGAGGACCCCCAAGGUGAAAACCCGGCGCUCAGGAGGGACAGAGAAGACCGGGAGCGCGAGAGGGAGGAAAGGGAGAAAAAGCGCAAGGAGGAGGAAGAGAAGGAGAAGGAGCGGGAGAAAGAACGCGAGAAAGAGAGGGAACGAGAGCGAGAGCGGGAGCGUGAGAGGGAGAGAGACAGAGAACGGGACAGAGAACGAGAUAGGGACAGGGACAGGGACAGGAGGGCGCGCCGAAGCCAUUCCAACAGCCGCCACUCCAGUCGGGCAUCGGACAGGAAAAGGAGCAGAUCCCGUGAUCGCCGGAGGUCCAGGAGCAGAGACAAGGACAGGGAGAGGGACCGGAAACGCAGCAGGAGUCGGGACAGAGACAGGGAGAGGAGGCGCAGCCGUGAGCGCUCUGACAGAAAGCGUCGCUCCCGCAGUCGUGACAGGAGGCGGUCACGCAGCUCAGAGCGCAAAUCUCACCGCCAUCGCAGUCGCAGCAAGGACAGGGACAGAGAGAAGGAGAGAGACAGGGACAGAGAACGGUCAUCCAAAGACAAAGACCGUAAGGCGACAGAGGAGAGGAGCAGCUCUAAGAAAGACAAGCACUCUAAUGGCGACGCGGCGGCUAUCAAGGCUUCAUCAGAAGCGGAACCGAUGGAGACAGAGGCGGCUGCCUCUGCCUCCUCCCCCCUGCUCAAUGGCCAGCAAGAGCUCUUCCAUUCUGAAGGUGACACUCAGUCCAAUUAAAACUGAUCUGAUAGGACCUCAGAUCAGGCUCAGGGGAAGCUGGGAUAUCUGGUGGAGGAAGAAGCAGAAGAGCGCACCCAUCCUUACCCUGAACCUGACACGUCGCUGCUUAAAAACAAGGUGAACCACAAAUGUGUAGUGGCUUAUUUAAAAACAUGAACAUACAUGUGUAAAUGAGGGGAGAGGGAAAAAAAAAAACAAUACAUUGAUUUUCAUGUUACCAUUACCUGUCUAUCUUUUGACUGGAUGAGGGUAGUUGUGGUUCAUCUGAUGUAUUUCUUGGUCUAGAUGUCAGCCAGGCAUCACUAUAAAUACCAAACCUAGAGGAGAAUUUCAGUAUCAGUUUUUGUUUUCUUAUUUUGAAAAUCUUUACACAUCCUCCUUGUUUCUUGGCAUUUAGUGAAAAAUGAAAUAAAAACAGUGCUUGUGGUUUGUUUUGGUUUGUCAGGUUCCACUUCACUUCCUGACCUCCUUUUCAGUUGAAAGCGUAUGUACAAUGUUAGACCCAUAAUAGAGGGCGUGUCUCUUUUCUCCUCCACUUAGAGCUCACAUUGAUUGCUCUUGUCCCCUUACUGUAAAAUAUAUUGAUUUAAUUUUGAUCAAAAGAUUUUGAAGACUGAAGAUUUGUUUAAUUUUGCUCUGCUUUUAAUGUUCAUGUUGUCUUGAUGAAUAAAAAGUAAAAACUU